This is a messenger RNA of Dioszegia hungarica, 1101 nucleotides long. RefSeq lists its product as uncharacterized. The transcript has 6 exons. Lineage: Eukaryota; Fungi; Basidiomycota; Tremellomycetes; Tremellales; Bulleribasidiaceae. The coding region runs from base 1 to 1101 and encodes 366 amino acids. Gene Ontology annotation, cellular component: endomembrane system. The record is from RefSeq and is a predicted model, not a curated record.
AUGCGGCUUGCUUUCUUGUCGAUCAUUUUUGUGCUCUUCGGUCUGGCAGCAGCCUGGACCAAAGAGGACCAUGAGAUUUUCGAUCUCGUCUCUGCUCUUGAGCUCUCCGAGGGUAAAGGCACCACCUUCUACUCAUUGCUGAAUAUCGACUCAAAUGCGAACCAAGCUGCCAUCACCAAGGCGUACAGGAAGAAGUCUAUGCAGAUGCACCCUGACAAGAACCCUGGGGUCAAGAACAUCCAGGAGAGGUUCGCGCGCCUUGGAGUAAUCACCGCUAUCCUGCGCUCGCCGGAGAGUCGCGAGCGGUACAAUUUCUUCUACAAGAACGGUGUCCCGAAAUGGCGCGGAACAGGCUACUACUACCAACGUUUCCGACCUACCCUCUUCCACACCCUCGUCUUUAUCGCCUUCCUCACCUCGCUCGCCCAUCUCCUCGUCAUGCGCCUCAACUACAACAAGGACCGAGCACGCGUGGCGUACUUUGAGCGCAGUGCUCGCGCUGCAGCGGGUAGCACCAAGGAGAAGGCGGGCGCGGCGGCUGGGCAGAGAAGACGGAAAGUCAAGGUACCCAUGGUGGAGGGCAAUGAGGGCGCUGGGGUAUUGGAACUGGUCGUCGAGGGUGACAAUGUAUUCUUGCCACAUGAGGACGGAUCUCAAACCCCUCUUUCCGAUCUCGCUACCCCUCCGGGCCUCACUCGCGUCUGGCCAGUCCGACUGUCCCUCUCCCUUGCCAACCGCGCCGUCUCUUUCCUCCCACCCGACGUCCAAGCGAAACUUCCCCCUAUCAUCCAUCAAAUCCUCUCCACCUCGGACAGCUCAGCCGAGACUCUGGACGAAGCCGAUGACGAGCCCGUCAGCGCGAUCAACACGCCGACGCCCUCAUCCAAGAAGAACCGCCUAUCCGAGGUGAAGAAGCAGGCACGACUUUCGGGGAACAGGGCGUCCAGCGGGGAAGAGUCCGCAGGGACCACUGAGGCCGAGUCGGACGAGGAAGAAGGAGAGGAGGUGGCUGGCUUGAGCGCCGAGGAAAAGAAGAAGAAGAAGGCGGGGCUAGGGAAGGCCGGUGGAGCGCGGCGGAGAAAGAUGGGAAUGAAGAAGUAA